Molecule: messenger RNA, 1404 nt
Organism: Prosopis cineraria
Lineage: Eukaryota; Viridiplantae; Streptophyta; Magnoliopsida; Fabales; Fabaceae
Product: transcription factor HEC2-like
Exons: 1
Coding region: 264-1049 (261 amino acids)
Biological process (GO): regulation of DNA-templated transcription
Molecular function (GO): DNA-binding transcription factor activity; protein dimerization activity
Source: RefSeq, a predicted model, not a curated record
UGGACUUGGUGCUGUUGUUGGCUGAUCGAUCUCGGAGUCAGAUAUAAUAGUCCUCUGCCCUUUUCUACUAUUUCAUUCAUUCUUCUAUCUCCUUUUCUAUCAGUCUGAGCCAGUCUGCUAGCUUCUCCAUCUCAUCAUUCGAUACAAUUACCAACUCUUGCUGGUUUCUCUUUUCCCCAUACCCUGCUACUUCUGACCGACCUUCUCCACUUUUUUUUUCCUCCUCUUUCCCUCUCCCCCAACCUCCCUCUUUCCAUCCCUCCAUGUCUCUCACGGACAUGGACUUGUUCAAAAAUUCAGUGCCUGAAAGCUGCACCGGCAUGGACAUGAUUUCGAUGAUGAUGCAGAUGGAGAAGUUUCCAGCUGAUCGGUUCUGCUAUCCUUUCUUCAACACUCCCACUGAGAACCCUGAAGCUGAGACUGCUAAUAUUGCUGCCACUACUCUCCCCACAUCCCUCAACCCUAACGAGGCUCCUGAUUUUGUCAACGGUCCAGUUAUUCAGCAAUCCGUGGCACCGCCAGUCUUUCUUCAGGCUCACUCUGACGAAGUUCACGCCACGAGAGUCAGAAAUAAAUAUAACCCCAAUACAUCGCAUGCCUUCCCCCGCGCUUCGGACAAGAGGAAUUCAAUGGCGGCCAUGAGAGAAAUGAUAUUCAGGAUAGCGGUGAUGCAGCCCAUUCAUAUAGACCCGGAGUCGGUGAAGCCGCCGAAGCGAAGGAAUGUGAAGAUUUCAAAGGACCCUCAGAGCGUGGCGGCAAGGCACAGGAGGGAGAGGAUAAGCGAGAGAAUAAGAAUUCUGCAGAGAUUAGUUCCCGGCGGGACGAAAAUGGACACGGCUUCCAUGUUAGACGAAGCUAUACAUUACGUCAAGUUCUUAAAGAAACAAGUACAGACUCUGGAACAAACUGGGGCUAGUAGGCCCGUGGGUGUUCCUUUCACUGGCGCCUCAAGUACUGCCGAUGUCAAUUAUUCUGAUUUCAUCAAGGGAUGUCAACCAGCUUCUCGAAUGGUAGGUUCUAUGCAGAUACUCAGUAGAAAUGAACAGUGAAAUUUUGAUUUCCAUUAGUACGGUGAACGAUCAGUUGAGCAAGUGUUGCAUGAAUAACAUUGUUACUGGUUGCAAUAAUAUCCUCUUCUUGUCGAACCGACAAGGGAAAACUAAUGUGUGCGAAUAUGUGUUAGUCUUACUUCUAUUUGAUGAUUUGAUGAGCACGCCCGCAGAACCUUCAGGAGAUCAUUACUUUGGCUUGUUCCUGAUUCGCAGAUACUGUAGUAAAACCUCUGAAGACAAGAACGCGAAUAUUUAUAGGCAGUUCUAUAUCUUCUUCUUCUUUUUGAAUGGCCUAGACUUUUGUAUGAUUGCAUAUCGUCAGGAAUUAAACUAACCAACGUUCUUAAGAAAG